AUGAAAGCAUACGAGCCUCGCUUCAGGACUUUCAUUUCUGUCCUGCAGGAUGAGGAGAGAAAGCUGAAGGCAGGAAGAAAAGUCGAAGAUGAGCUUAAAGACCUUGAUAUCUCAAAACAUAGGAGGCUGUCGCUUUCACAGGAAAUGCAGAGAAGUUGGGAAAGCAAAGAGUGGAUGGUUCGAUACGCAGCGAGAAAUAGCUGGGCUUUCGAUUUCAUUUAUUGGAUAUAUUUGGAUCCCAUGUACUUUGGCGAUAACGAAGAUGCUGAUUAUCGUGCAAGGCUUUCGCAUUUGAAUCAGAAGCAACAUGACGCUCUGAAGCAUUUUGUUCAAUUAAAGGUGAGGCAGGAAAGGGAGAAGAAGCUGGUUCAAUGGAGCGAGAAAGAUGCCAAGUCUGAGCUUAGCAAGAUCAUGGUUUAG
Fusarium poae is the source of this 420-nucleotide messenger RNA. RefSeq lists its product as uncharacterized. Bases 1 to 420 code for a protein of 139 amino acids. The record is from RefSeq and is a predicted model, not a curated record. Lineage: Eukaryota; Fungi; Ascomycota; Sordariomycetes; Hypocreales; Nectriaceae. The transcript has a single exon.